UAUUGAUAAUAUCAAUGUAAAAAACUACUAAACUUUAGGUAGGAAGAAGUAAAUCCAACACCUUGGAUAUUAAUAUAUAUUAAUAUAGUGCAGUAAAAUGACCGAAAUUUCGGAACCACUGACCUUGGCCAGAGAUGUUAAGAGGUCAAUCGAGCUAUUAGAAAAGCUUCAGUCUAGCGGAGAUUUUCCAACUACAAAAUUGGCCGCAUUGCAAAAAGUGUUAAGCUCCGACUUCUUGAAUUCUGUACGUGAAGUCUAUGAACAUGUUUUCGAAACUGUUGAUAUCCAAGGAUCACACGAUGUUCGUGCCUCUGCAACAGCCAAAGCUACCGUGGCUGCUUUUGCUGCUAGUGAAGGACACGCCCACCCACGGGUUGUAGAGCUGCCAAAAACAGAGGAAGGACUGGGUUUCAAUGUUAUGGGUGGCAAGGAGCAGAAUUCUCCAAUCUAUAUAUCUCGAAUAAUACCUGGUGGAGUUGCAGAUAGACAUGGAGGACUUAAAAGGGGAGAUCAAUUACUCUCAGUUAAUGGUGUGUCUGUUGAAGGUGAAAAUCAUGAGAGAGCAGUUGAACUAUUGAAGCAAGCGGUUGGCUCAGUAAAGCUUGUCGUACGUUAUACCCCCAAAGUUCUUGAGGAAAUGGAAAUGCGAUUCGACAAACAACGUAAUACACGUCGUCGUCAAUAAAACCGGUUAAAUUUAUUAUUAUAAACAUUUAUCAGACAAGUUUUAUUACAAGCUUUGUGAAUCUCAUACAAACUAAAGUCGCUUUCUUUAGCUGUAAUUACGAGGGCUGCUGCUUACAGUUUCUAAUUGAUCCAAAUGAGUCUCAUUUAAGAGGUAGAAUAAUAUCAUCGCGAUGCAUUAAAAGAUAUUUAUAAAAUGAAAAUAUGUGUCAAAUAUUAGAUACAGCUCAACAGCGACCUUGUAUAUCAUUUGUCAUAAGUAACAGUGGACAGAAGACAUCGACGACCCGAUGAGCGACUACAAAAAUUAGAUGACACAUUUGUGGAGAGGCAUCCAAAAAAAUAAGCGAUGAAUGUCAUCUUUUUUUAUAUUCAUUUUGCGUUUAGGUUGGGAAAACUGCGUAUGAUUAAAUUUAUAAGAUGUCGUUUUUUUUGGAAAAUAUAUAGUCACUUUUUGCGUACCUGCAUUCAACCAAACCAAACCACCAUGGGUGUCCAGUUUUAUAAAAUAUAUUGUUGUUUUAGUUGCAUUUUUUCUAAGGAGCGAAAACGGCUCAGCAGUAAAUUUUGCUCUGGUCGGGUAGCCGCUUGAGUUUGCAUAUGUGUGUGCAAGCCAGCGAGCUCUUUCGAGUCGAGCACUCCUGCAUAUUUAGGUUUCAUGUGUGUGAAAUUGAAUUGAAUUUUGAACAAUUUAGAAAGGAGUCGGAAAAACUCAAAAGUCAAAUCAUAAAAUAUAAUAAUAUUGAAUGCCAUAAAGUGUUUAUUAAGGACAGCAGCAACCUUCGUAGUUUUGUGUAUCUUGGUUUUUUUUUACAUAGCCUGUUGGUAAUGAUUAAUUCCUUUCAAGAAAGCAACCAUUAAUCAAAAAUGUACCGAAAUCAUUAUUAUAUAGUCUUUAACAAACAAAUAUUGUACCAUAACUUUCAAAUUACGUUCUAAUUACGCAUAGUAAAAAUAUAUUCUGCAUUA
Messenger RNA from Drosophila grimshawi, 1653 nucleotides. RefSeq names its product protein lin-7 homolog C (gene veli). Lineage: Eukaryota; Metazoa; Arthropoda; Insecta; Diptera; Drosophilidae. The record is from RefSeq and is a predicted model, not a curated record. The transcript is spliced from 4 exons. Gene Ontology annotation, molecular function: protein binding. The coding region runs from base 98 to 685 and encodes 195 amino acids. Gene Ontology annotation, cellular component: synapse; basolateral plasma membrane; cell-cell junction. Gene Ontology annotation, biological process: maintenance of epithelial cell apical/basal polarity; protein localization to basolateral plasma membrane; neurotransmitter secretion.